This is a messenger RNA of Lasiodiplodia theobromae, 1275 nucleotides long. RefSeq lists its product as uncharacterized. Lineage: Eukaryota; Fungi; Ascomycota; Dothideomycetes; Botryosphaeriales; Botryosphaeriaceae. The record is from RefSeq and is a predicted model, not a curated record. The coding region runs from base 1 to 1275 and encodes 424 amino acids. The transcript has a single exon.
AUGUCCACCUCCGCCGACGCCAUGCGCACUGCUGCUGACGCAGCGGCGCGGCCUGCAAAACGCGUCAAGCUGCUCACCGGCGCCCCGGACCCGGCGAAGCUUUCUUGGGACGAAAGCGCUCUGCUCAAUGAUUGGACGCCGGCCGUGCGCCGCUUCUUGAAUAGGCAGUUCGCGGGCAGCGAAGAGGAAGAAGAGCCGGGGAACGCGGCAGGCUCGAAAUGGCGAAUCAUCUCAACCUCACGGGAUGCUCAUCUGCGCACCGGUUUCACGCAGGAGAGUCCUCUACGAAAAGACUUUCUGUACGCACCAGCUUUCGCCGACGCCGAGCACUCUUUUGCCUUCAGCAGCCAGCCAUCUGACGAAGGAACACCACCUUCUCACAACGAUGCAACGAAAAGGCACGCUGCCUGGUCCCCUUCUCCACCACAAAGACAGCAAGAUGAUGCCACCCAAGACGACGACUUCAUCGAGCACUCCAUCGCCGUCCACGACGACAUGCACUCCUCGCAGCUCGCCCUAGACCCGACCGAGCUAGACAUCGAGACUACCAUGCUCAGCUUCGACCACUCGUUCAACACCAACAUCUCGUCCUUGGAUGGCGACAGUUUCGAUUAUUCCCGCUCCGAGCUCCACAGCGAACUGCUCCCAGAUGCCCGCCUCCCCCGGCACAUCACGGCGCUCAAGGACAUCCCCUCAGCCUCGCACCUGCAGCGCAUCGUCCCGCAGACGGUCGUCGUCAACCUGCUAGUGGGCGUCAUCGCCAUCCUGCCGCCGCGGGCGGUGCGCACGCGUGGCGGGUUGCUGAGGGAUCUGAUCGAGCUGUUGGUCGGCGACGAGACGGCCACAGGGCUGAAGGUUUCGUUCUGGUUCGCGCACGAGGCGGACGAAGAAAGCCAAGAGGGGCAGGGAGGAAAGGAGAAAAGAAAGAAUCAGCCGCCGAAGGAGCCGUUGAGGGAGGCGCUGAAGAGCCUGAGGGUGCAGGACGUCGUGCUGGUCGAAAACGUGGCGCUGGAUACGUUCAGGGAUCGCGUGUUCGGGUACAGCUUGAGGAAGAGCAUCCAGAAGAAUCAGACUAGGAUCGAGCUGUUGGUCAGGAAUGGGCGGGACAGGGCUGCAGGACUGACGGGUGUGGAGAAGGUGGUCAACGUGAAGGAUUGGGUGUGGAGGCUGGUCAAUCCAGGCGGAGGGGCCCCGCGGGAAAGGGGAGGAGACUCUGGUGCUGGUGCUGGAGGGAGGGCGCGGGAUGCGUAUUUGCCGCCAGAUACCCAAGAGUAG